Molecule: messenger RNA, 1764 nt
Organism: Carica papaya (papaya)
Lineage: Eukaryota; Viridiplantae; Streptophyta; Magnoliopsida; Brassicales; Caricaceae
Source: RefSeq, a predicted model, not a curated record
GCCAAAACUGUCGCCUGGAUUUGCCGCGACCACAGUUGAGCUCAGCCAUCUUCAUAGUCAACGAUCCAGUCCAUAUAAAUACUAACACACUCUGUUGCUCCUCUGUAAACUGUUCAAAACGAGAUUCAGAUCUCACCAAGAAUGAAAACUAGAGUGUUAAACAAAAUUUCAGUCCUCAAGUUCUUAGCCAUUUCAAGUUUUUCUGUGAGAAAAAGAGAGAAAGUUGUAAUGCAUCUUAUCAGGAUCAGGUGAUUGGACGAUGGAACAAGAAUUCAGCUUUGCCUUCAAGGAUAUUCUUGCUGUUUCCUAUCUGGGUUUGUGUUAAUAUUGGUUAAAGAGUCAAGAACAGAAGAGGGUUUCUGGGAUUGUGAAUGAUUGAAGAUGGGGAGGUUAUGGCUUCCCAAGUGCAAAUUGGCAAGGAUAAUGGGUUGGUUGCAGAUGAUGCUAGGAACCCUUGUCAUAAUUGUAAGUAUAUCCAGUCUAUUCAAGUUCUACUCUGCUGGUUUUUUCCUUAAAAAUGAAGAUAUUUGCCAUCAUUUUUACGGCAUCAAGGAUGUCUACACGGGUUUCGAUCUGAAAUCGUUGAAUGAUCGAGUUGGAGAAGUGAUAAACAAGAUGGAAGCAUUGCAAGGAAAACUUGAAAAAACAGUUCAAGAAAUGGAGAAGAACAAGAUGAAAGAAAUUUUGGCCAAGAAAUUCUUGGAAGAGGAAGUGAUUAGGCCUCUUGACAGUGCUCAUAUGUCUCUCAAGCAAAUAAUGCUGCCAAAACCUGAAGGAAUUAGAAACUCAACAAUGAAAGAAGAGCCUUUGAUUAAUACUUUCGUAGUAGAAGAGAUUAGGAAGUACAUUACCUCGAAAGAGAACAGAUUAAAACAGGUCAACUUAUAUGGGACAGAUAGAAUAUAUAACAAUAUAGGCCAUGCUUGUGUCCUGCUGAAGAAAGAAUUGGAAGAAUACAUGGAUUAUGACAUUGGAUCUUUUUGCAAAGAUGAUUGGAAUCUAGCACAGAAACUAAUGAUUAAUGGGUGUGAUCCGUUACCUAGAAGACGAUGCUUAACAAGAGCAUCAAAGGUAUUUCAGAAGCCGUAUCCAAUCAAUGAGUCUAUGUGGAGAUUACCAGAUGAUAAGAACGUGAGAUGGAGCAAUUAUCGGUGUAGGAACUUUGCUUGCUUGUCAAGCAAGAACAUGAAUCGAGGGUUUUCGGAGUGCCCUGAAUGUUUUGAGAUGGAGAAGGAAAAGCUGAAGUGGGUGACUAAUAGUUCACUACCUGUUGAUUUCUUGAUCUCUGAUGUUUUGUCAAUCAAGCUUGAUGGGGAAAUUAGGAUUGGCUUAGAUUUUAGCAUCAGUACAGGAACUUUUGCUGCAAGAAUGAGAGAAAAUAAUGUGACAAUUAUCACAACAGCUCUGAAUUUAGGUGCUCCUUUUAGUGAAACUAUUGCUCUUAGAGGCCUAAUUCCUCUAUACUGGACACUGAAUCAAAGACUUCCAUUCUUUGAUAACACAAUAGACUUGAUCCACACGUCGGGGCUUUUAGACGGAUGGAUUGAUUUACUGCUACUCGAUUUCAUAUUAUAUGAUUGGGAUCGUGUGUUGAGACCUGGAGGAUUACUGUAUCGAUUCUUUUGUAAACGAAAGGAUACUGAUGAUUAUAUGUAUAUGUUUCAACAAUUCAGGUACAAGAAACACAAGUGGGUUAUUGCUCCUAAAUCAAAGGAUGAGGUCUAUUUUUCUGCACUAAUGGAGAAACCUCACAGAGCAAUAUGA